AACCGUGCGGGUUCGGCGGACUCUGUGCUAACGCGAAGCUUGGUGCUGGGGAGCGCGCUGCCCCACGCGCCUGCGCGGCUGCCCGGAGAGGCGCCCGGCCCGCCGGCGGUUCCCGCGGCCGCGUUAUGGCCCGCGGCAAGCCCAAGACCAAGGGCCAUGGGGGCCCCUCACUCAUAGUGCAGCGCAUGCGGGAAAGUGGCUGGACGGACACGGCGCCGAACAUCACGCUGGAGGGCUUAAGUCCGUACGACGCGUUUCAUGAUCCGCGCUGCCCCCGCGCAUUACGUCUCAUCUUCAACGAGCAGCAGAAGGCGAAGACACGCGUCAAGAAUAAACCAAUCGCCAUCAAACAACCUCGUAAUGAGGCCGAGAAACAGGCGAGUCCGUCGACGCGGCCGAUCGUCGACCCCGUGCCGCUCGAGGCUCCAGGACUGCCUCUACUCGUCUCUAGUACCACAAAGCAGCACGGCGGGCCCGGUGUCACGUACGAGAAGAUUGGGGCUGGUUAUGCGACGGAGCUCGAUGUGGUUCGACUGGCCUUGCGGCGGAAUGACUGCUUAAGGCGGGCCCACGAGAUCGUGGAAAGGCGAGAAAAGAGGAAGAAGAAGGUCCAGGAGACAACUCUCGAUGAAGACGACGAGCUCGUACGCGCGAUCAAAGAGCGGGACGGCAAGGUGAAGAAGGGCCCGCCGAAAGGCCUCAAAAAAGUCGUGGAGGAGCUCCGAGUGCUCACGAGGAAGGUAGCCGGUUUGCUGGCUCAGCGAAGAUCAUUACUAGGUGAUGCCGCACCUAGCUUCGACCUGGGGGGCCAGCCCUACGUCCUGACCAUGUUAAGUGAUGUCGAGUUUUUGGAGGACUACGGUAGAUAUUUGGACUACGAGACGGCCCGAAGGAACCCCUUACUGUUACCUCAUGCGCAUCCCGGCUUUGAUGACUUGCGAGGGGACGACUUCGUGCCUUCUGUCUUACAAUCAAAAAGGGCGGUCGUGCAAUUGCCGCACUACUACGGCGCGAACACCGACGCCGAGAAGCAACUGCUCACCGAACUAAGGGCGAUGCCUCGAGGUACUAUUCAUCAAUACAUCGACGAGGAACAAGCGAGGACCAAGACGAUCGCUUAUGAGCCGCCCCCACAAACAGUCGAGAAGAUCGAGGAGGCGCCCGUCACCGUCACGCAAGCGUCCUUCUUCCAGUCGACCGCGUCGGACCGAACUACCUCUGCGCAACGCCAUCUCGAGUUCACGCGGGCCGAACAACGGAGAGGUAGACGUAGACAGCGCGAGUCCGAGAAGCUACUCAGAGAGUUCGAGGAGAAACUCAAGACGCUGAAGGGGAAGAAGAACGACUUACAAUCGUCGAUAAGCGGCCCGCCGUCCUUCAAGCAGUCCGUCCGCGUCGCGAAGCUCGACGCAGCUAUUUCUGAUUUGGAUAAGAAGCGCCGGGAGAAGGCGAAGACGAUCUACUUCGAACGGGAGGCUCUCGUGAGACGAGAUCGAAGGAUACGAGAGCUAGAAAGAGAUGUGCAAAGGGAGGAGGAGGAACGGGCUGAAAGAAGAGCGGAGCGCUUGCAACUAGAGGCCGCGAAAAGUCCAGUGGUGGCGGCGCCGGCGCCUUCCCUGGAAAUGUUCUCUCCCACCAUCUUGAGGCAGUCCGUCAGCCUGGAACCGUCGGCUCUGUUGACAGCAUCGCUCGACGUGCAGCCCGAGCCCUCGGCACUAACUGGCUCUGUGGACGAGGCGCCCUCUCGGUUACUACGCUUCGAGGACUCCGAUUUUGCGGAACAACCCCUCAAGGCGCGCUUCGCUCCUGUCAGUGCGGAGCCCUCGGCUUUGUUUACCGCUUCAUUGGACCCCGCGGCGAUGCCGUCUGCGCUCACGUCGUCUCUGCAAGAAACCACAGACGACAGCGCAUCAGAAGUGGAACGGCUACGAGCCCAACUCGCGGAGUCCACUUCAUUCAGAGACGACUCCGAGGCGGCCCACGCCGCUGAGGUCGCGCGCUUGUCAGAGAUGCUCGCGCAGCGCGACCGCGCCUUGCGCGACGAGUCCGUGACGCUGCACGGUGCCGAAAUUUCAAGGUUGCAGGAGGAAUUGUCCCAUUUCCAGGACCAACUCGCCGAGCGCGAGGCGUCGGAAGCGCAGCGUUUACAACAUCAGCUCGACGAGCGCGCGUCCGAGAGCGAGGCGGAUUCUAGUAAGGCGCACGCGGCCGAGAUUGAAUCACUCAAGGCGGCCCUGAAGGAGCGCGAGGACGCCGCGCGGCGCGAGGCCGAGCGGCUGAGGAGGGAGAAGGCCGAGCUUGAAGAUAAGACUCUGAAGCUGCGCACGACGCUGGCCCAGCAGGAGCGCGAGGCGCGCAUGGCCUGCGAGGAGCGCGACGCCGCCAAACGUUUGCUGGCCGAGAAGCAGCGCGCGGCCUUAUCCCCGGAGCCCUCGGCGUUAUCUCUGAACCCGGAGGACUCGGAGCUCGAGGGCGGCGCGACGGUCGGGCCCCAGGCCACGGUCUACACGCAGACGGCGCAGUUCGAGCCGCUUGAGGCCGUGGCCGACGAGGGCUCUACCGCCUCGUCGACCAUCGUGCGGGCCGUGCACCCGGAGCGCGCCGUGUCGUCGCCGCCGCCCGGGACGCCCAUGUUGUUGGAUGAGGACCCGGACGUGGAGGCUCAAUUGCUGGCCUAUGGGCUCGUGCCGCCGGGCCGGACGCGGCCGCGACCGUCGGCCGUGUCUUUCGCCGAGGACGACGAGACGUCCGCGUCGACCUCGACCGGGCGCCCGCCCCUGGCGCGGUCGCAGACGUGGUCGGUCGCGUCGGCGCCGCCACCGGCUUCGUGGGAAUUAGGGAGUAUGACGCCGCUUGGAAGGUAAUACAUGUUUAAAUCA
Messenger RNA from Pelagomonas calceolata, 2879 nucleotides. The record is from the annotation of a GenBank genome assembly. NCBI's taxonomy places the organism in Eukaryota, Pelagophyceae, Pelagomonadales, Pelagomonadaceae.